GCCUUUUGGAUCACCGUUGAGUAUGUGUAUGAGUGUGUGUGUGGGAGAAGAGACGAGAGCGAGCACUUUAAUAGUUUGGUUUAAUGCGGCGGCCUAUGACACGCCAGCGGCAUGGAAGCUGACGGAACUUGUGGAGGAACUUGAGAAGUUGGUGGUACUCGAAUCUGCACAUACGAAUCGACGAAAACUAAUACUAGAACUGACACGGACUUUCUCCGCCAUAUGCCCCCGUGAUACUAGCGAGCUGGCGUAUUUGGAAAGUGCAAACCUGAGCGCGACCCGUGGAUUUUUUUCUGACGUUCCAUUAGUUUUCAUCCCCAAAUUAACUCCAUCUUUAGCUUCUAUCACCUAUACAUCGCUACGCUUACUUGCACAAAGCAAUAGGAUGCGCAUAAUCUCUGGAUGCAAGGAGAAAUGUGAACGGUAACGUCAGCUGAAUUGGUACCGGAGGAAAUUAGCCCUGUCCCGCUGAAUGCUGUCGGAAGCUUCGGCUGUAGGCUUCACCUGCGGGAUGUAGUUUGCGUCAGGAAUAAGAGACUUUGAUGCGGAGUGGAUAGACUGGAGAACAGCUCUUUGCCCUCGCAACGUCAGUGAGGAUAUUCUUCACUUUAAAUGCUCAGCGCUGAGGCGGAGACCUUUAAAAAGUUUAUUUUGGUUGUAUUACGUGAUAACGAUCGUCAUAUUUACCGCACAAGAUAGUCCACCGACAUAGCCUACGGAUAAAAAUCGCCCAGAUCACAGGAAUCAACUCUUAGCCUCGCGCGUUAGUAAGCAUUAGAUGAGCGUAAUGAGCUUUCGCGUAUCUGAAUAAUUGCCAGUUUACAGUGUGUGAAUGAAAGGUUGGAUGCGUGGGCAGCAUUUUUGUGUGGGCAGAGUACACUGAAAUCUGUGUCGUCGCAGGCUUAUGCCUUUUUUUUCUUCAGUAUUCUCAUACAGUUCAGCCUUCAUCCCUGGGUUUCUGAAGCAGUAUCAUCUCGUUCCCUGGAAUUUCGGAAUGCGUUUGUAUCUGUUUUUCCAUGCGCGCCCCUGACCGGCGCUGUCCUCGCUGUGUUGACUGCAGCACGCGGAGGAGUCGCCGUUUAACGGCAGAAUUGCGCAGUUUAAUUUUUUGGUAAAGGGAAAACGGAGAGAGCACGGAUCAGCUGUCCGCUCCAACUAUGUCCACCAGAGAGAGUGCGUGCCGGAAGUUCCAGGCGAACAUCUUCAACAAGAGCAAAUGCCAGAACUGCUUCAAGCCGCGAGAGGUCCAUCUGCUCAGCGAUGAAGACUUUAACCAGGCCAAACCUGUGUAUGGAGGAUGGCUUCUGUUGGCGCCGGAUGGAACAAACUUCGAUAAUCCCAUGCACAGAUCACGAAAAUGGCAGCGGCGGUUCUUUAUCCUAUAUGAACAUGGACUCCUGCGCUAUGCCCUGGAUGAGAUGCCCAGUACACUGGCCCAGGGCACCAUCAACAUGAACCAGUGCAGUGAUGUGAUUGAUGGAGAGAGCCGCACAGGCCAGAAGUACUCGCUCUGCAUCCUCACUCCAGACAAGGAGAGCUACAUACGCGCCGAGAGCAAAGACAUCAUAACUGGGUGGCAAGAGGCCCUCAUCGUGUAUCCUCGCACCAAUAAACAGAACCAGAAGAAGAAGCGAAAAGUGGAGCCAGCUACUCCCCAGGCUCCAGACCUCCUGAACCGCAGGUCCACCCUGGGGAACAUGAACGGGUACCCAGAGCCAGGCCCAGCCAAGGUGGCGGUGACCAGCAGCAGUAGUGUGGGUGGCAUAGGCAGUGUACCCUGUCUGCCCAGCAGCAUAGCGCAGGCUGAGCGUGUGCCGCCUAGCAGAGCCUCUCUGUGGCAGGAGGAGAGAUGGAGCCGACAGACGCCACCUUCCAUCCCCACCAGCCGCAGUGCCAGCUGUCUAUCAGAGGACGCUGCCUCGCUGGGGUCUGGAGGGCGUAAGGUGCGAGUAGAGAGCGGCUACUUCUCCCUGGAGAAGCCCAAGGCGGAGCUGUCCCCUGAGCCAGCCACGGCUCCUCCACUGCAGUCCCUGCCCUUCUCUUCCAGGUACCACACCUCUCCCGACCUCCAUGCCGCCACCUCCCCCACCUCCCCUCCUCCCCUGCCCUCCCCCUCUCCCUUCCUCUCCUCCUCCCAGAGCUCGCUGGACUCCGAGCCUAGCUGGGAGGAGCCGAGCAGCGGCGGCAGCAGCAGCAGGGCAGGGCGGUGUGGGCGCAACUAUGUGGUGCUAGCGGAUGUGCCGCGGGCCCGCCGGCUAAACCACCGCGAGGCGUUCCGCUCGGAGAAGAGGCAGGAGCUGCGCACCAGAACACGCAGCCCCGGCCGAGAGGAGGUGGCAAGGCUGUUCGGAAACGAUCGCAGGCGUUCGCAGGUGAUUGAGCGCUUUGAGCCCCAGGAGCUGCAGGCUGUGGAGCACAUGGAGACGGCCAGCUCCUCCUCCUCUGACCCCAUCCACCCCCCCGCCGGCCCCACACCCACCAGUCAGAGACAGGGGCGCAGUGACCGACGCCAUCUCACUCAGAAGCAGGACAUGUCACUGGAUGCGGGUAGAGAACGCCCCAUGCCCGAUGUGUCCAGCUCCUCCAUCGCCAAUCUCCGACGGGCGAAGAGUCUGGACCGCAGAGUCACCGAGUCUUCCAUGACGCCGGAUCUGUUGAACUUUAAAAAAGGAUGGAUGACCAAGCUGUACGAGGAUGGACUGUGGAAGAAACACUGGUUCGUUCUGACCGAUCAGAACCUGAGGUACUACAGAGACUCCAUCGCAGAAGAGGCGGCAGAUCUGGACGGAGAGCUUGACCUGUCCUGUUGUCAUGACGUCACUGAGUACCCGGUACAGAGGAACUACGGUUUUCAGAUUCAUAGUAAAGAGGGUGUGGUUACACUGUCAGCUAUGACUUCUGGGAUACGGCGGAACUGGAUCCAAGCUAUCAUGAAGAACGUGCGCCCCACUGUUGGCCCUGACGUCACUCGGAAAAACGUCUGUUUGAAGCUCUCUGUUCUGAAGCCCAGUAGUUCCCUGCCAGAGGAAAGAGCCAAGGUUCGGGUGGCCCCUGAUCUGACCUCCCAGCCAACCCCGACCCCUGCUGUUAGCUCACAGAGCCCUGAGGUCAGAGGUCAACCAGCGUGUGAUCUCACCAGCGGCCCCGCGGUGCCCGAACAGCGCAGGAGCCGCGUGCGCGACAGGCGGCGGGACGGCCGCUCCAAGACUUACGAUUGGUCGGAGUUUCAGCAACCUCAAGAGAGGGAGGUGACUGAUAGGCCGUCAGAAGGGGGAGAGGCGGAGCCUGCCAUCAGCUCCUCUUCCUCAACGUCGUCAUCAACCUCCUCGUCCUCUUCCUCGUCUUCAACACCGGGUUCCUCGCCCACGUCCUCUCCUCAGACCUCCUCCUCGCUCUCCGCUCCGCCCAACAGUAAGUCAGCUCUUGAGGCACAGGAGAGGGUCAGGCAGAAGGAGGGGAGACCCAGGGUCCCUCAGACCCCAGCAGCAGCAGCUCCGCUCAGGGCCCAGGAGGCAGAGCGGGAGUCGGGCCAGAUGGAGGUGGACCACGCCAGGCCCCAGAGAGACCCGCCCAAAACCCCAACCGUCCAGGUGGAGAUUGAGCAGCGCUGGCACCAGGUGGAGACCACGCCCCUCCGGGAGGAGAAGCAGGUGCCAAUCACCAGCCCCUCCUACCAAGGGACCACACCGCCCUCCAGUGGAGAGAGGCUGCCCCCACACGAGCGGGUCACCCUGCUGGACAAGGAGCUUGGACACACUCAGAAGGAGCUGGCCAGACUUCAGGAGCAGAACAGCCUCCUCAGGGAGCAGCUUCAAGACGCCCGCGGGAGAGAGCAUAGUGCACGAGAAGGCUAUGUGCUACAGAAUGCCACACCCACCCAGCUCACCAGCUCCUCCCCUCCUUCCUCUGGACCUCACCAGAUGCCAUGGCAACGCCUACACAAAGCCAAUCAGGACCUUCAUAGUGAGCUGGAGUCACAGCGACGUAAACAGGAAAUGGCCAGUCAGCAGGCGCAGUGCUUGAGGCGGAGCUACAGCGAAGCCCAGGAUGUGCUCGGGCAUCACGAGGGGGAGAUCGAAGCCCUGCAGACUAAGCUGUCGGCAGCCAUGGCUGAGAUCGUGGCCAGCGAGCAGGCGGUGGCGCGCAUGCGCAGCGAGCUGAAGCUGGAGCAGACGCGCUGCCGGGAGCGGGAGGAGGAGUGCAGCCACAGCGAGACGGCGCUGAGAACGCAGCUCGGCGAGAGUGAGAAGCAGCUCCGGGAGGUGGAGGCCAACCUGCUGGAGAGGAACCAGGCCCUCCGGCAGCUGGAGCAGCAGCAGGCCCUGCAGAGGGACCACCAGCGGGAGGUGCUCCGCCUUCAGGAGCGCCUCACGGAGGUCACCGGCCGCCUCAUCGCCACCGAAGAGGAGCAGAGCCUGAGGGAGCAGAGGGAGAAGAAGGAGAAACGCUCACUGGAGGAGAACCAAGAGAGGGAGCGGCAGGCGCUGGGCCGCAGGCUGGCCGAGAGCGAGGAGAGGAGGAGCGAGGCAGAGGAGCGACUGCAGGAGGCCCAGCAGCAGGUGGAGGCCCUACUGAGAGGAGGACGGGGCUAUGGGGGGGGUGCUGUGGAGGAGGUGCAGUGCCUGCAAGAGCAGCUGUCUGUGCAGACAGACGUGGCUGAAUCACUGCGGGAGAGUGUGCGCAUGUUGGAGGAGGAGCGGAAUCGGCUGACCUGCCGCUGCCAGGAACUCCUAAAUCAAAUCGCAGAGGCUGACCGAGAGGUCAGCAAACUCCAAGCCCGUCUGAAGGGUGAGGAGACGGACUACUGCACCCUGGAGAGCUCCUAUGAGAAGGUGUCACAAGAGUUCCAGCGCAUCAGCUGCGUCUUGAGGGAGAAGGAGGAGGAGGUGCGGCAGACCAAGGAGAUCUACCAGCGGCUGGUGGAACGGAAGGAGCGAGAGCUCAGCGAGGCGCUCAUCAAGAUGGCUGCCCUCGGAAGCAGCCUGGAGGAAACCGAGCUGCGCCUACAGGAGAAGGAUGAGCAGCUUUGCCAGAGAGGAUGUGGUGCCGGAAGCGAGGUGGAGCCCUGUCGAGCAGAGAAGGAGUUGCAGGCUAAGCUGGUGGUGGCGGAGGAUCGCAUUGCCGAGUUGGAGAGACACCUGGAUGCUCUCCGGCUCGGGUAUGCCGACCUGAGGAGGGAACGGCGCCGCCACUCCCAAGAAGACAUUCUUGACAUGAGGGACAGGGGGGAGCAGGAUGAAUCCUUGUCAGCAUCUUCCUCCUCUCUGACCCUGACCAGGUGCAGCUCAGAGACCGACGCCUCGCUGGUUAAGCGGCAGAGGAUCCGUUUCUCCAGCAUCCAGGGCCAGAGAUAUCUCCCCCCUGAUGGAGGCUCAGAGUAUGCACUACAAGCCAACACCUCCUCUGACUUCACCCAGUCGGACACCUCAGACACAGUCACCCAGUCAGAGAUGGACCAGUCGGACCUCAGCUUCGUUUCUACAGACAGGACGUUUCAGUUCUGCAGCGAUCCGGAGAAGUUCAUCUCCAUUAUCCAGGCUCUGGAGAUGAAGCUGCUCUCCACCGAGGAGAAGCUCCGGGAGCUCACUCAGAAGCUGCAGGAUCAGCACGACCAUCCAGAGCGGAAGGAGCAGCCAGAGGGAGCCAUGCUCAACCCCUGGGCUUCUCCAGAUGACUUCCAGGCCAGUCUCCAACAUGAAGAGCCUGAUGGAAAGUCAACCUCCAGUCCAGAUUCAGACUGUCGAGGUGCUUCAGCAGCUACCAACAGGGGUUAUGAGGGAGCGCUAGUGUGUGUCGAGUCCUGUAGAGAGAGAGUCCGGGUGAUUCUUGGGCAUCAGCAGGAGCAGGAAUCUGUAGAAUUACAACUGCGCAAUCUAUCAGAGAUUGAGGCUGAGCUAGUCAAGGCCACAACCUUUAUGAAGACGGAAGCCAUGGCUUGGGAAGAACCCAAUCCUGUUUUAGAGGUCAGGAGCAUGCAUGACUUAUCUGAUGAGUCCCUUGUCAGGUGCUUCUCCCAGUCAUUAGCUUUAGAGGCUGUGGUUUUGGAGAAGAUGGCAUUUUCUCUCCAAAACAUAAACUCAGACCUCCUGCAUAGCCUUAAUGAGAUCAGUGUAGAAUUGGACAAGAUUAAACAAAGUGAUCAGAGUUUUACAAUGACAACAUAUGCCAAGAUGUUGACCCAGAAGCUGACGUCUGAGUUGGCAUUUUGGGCAGAGGUGGAGAAAUUAGAGUCUCAGACUCCAGGGAUUUCCCAGAAUCCCUGUCUAGAUAUCGGGUCCCUGGAGAGCUGCUAUUUGAAACAGUCUCUAAUAAACAGGGCCUGUGUCAAAUUUGAGUUGGCCUACUCACUGCAGAGUCUCAGGAGCUCCAACCAGAAUCGGCUGAAGGGGCCUCAGGAAUUGGCUGCCCAAGCCAGCCAGGAGCUCCAGCAGCGAGCCAAGGCUGUGCGGGAGCUCGUCAGGUCCUCAGGUCUGCAGUCUGCCAUUCAGAGCCAAGAGUUGGGCAUCGAUGAGAAUUCCACUCUAGCAGACAACACUCCAACCGAGCUCGCCCCAUAUAUGGAGCAAAUAGAGAUGGAAGAGGCCCAGGAAGUCGCAAAGGAGAUGCUGGACAGACACCUGGCUGUGGAGAUGACCUUGUCUGAUGAAGAUUCAGUCGAGUCACACAAGGACAGGGAGAGGCUUGCUGCUGAGCUGCAAAAGCAAGCUGGCAUCAUCCGUCAUCUCUGCCAGGAUGUGGAGACACUCUGUGGCACAGAAUUUGGUGGCAGGCUCCAUGACCUGGCUGAGACUAUCCGUGCAUACUGGGGUUGUGGGUAUAGCGAGGCAUCUGUGGGAGUGGUGUGCAUGCGUGAGGCACUGCUCCAGGCUCAAGUGGCCUAUACAGCCUGCAAGCUGCGAGGUGAACACCAGAGGGAGCUGGAGUUCUGCCGCCAGGCAGGCCUUGGCAUGGAAGCGCUUGUGAGGGAGCAUACCCUCACCAUGGCUACCAUCCACCAGCAGUACCACACCUCCCUGCAGGAGGAGCGCAGAACUUAUGCCCAGACCAUGGUCUCCCUAGAGGAGGAGAACCAGGCCCUGCGGGGGGAGGUGUGUCAGCGGUUCCAGGAGCUGCAGGCCCAGCAGGAACAGAUAGUUCAGCUGCAGCAGGAGUUCCACCAGGAGACGGAGGCGCUCCGCAGGCAGCAGCAGGAGGAGCUGCUGCAAGAGGAGCAGGGAAGGGCACAGAGGGAGAUGACCCUGCUGGAGCGCACAGAGGAGAGCCAGAGGAGGCUGGAGUGCCUGCUGCAGGAGGUUGAGGGCCUGGAGGAGAGGCACGAGGAGCAAGUGCGAAAACUGCAGGAUGAGUUCCAGGGCAAAAUCCGCCAGCUGGAGCAACACCAUGAGCAGGAGGUCCGGCGACUCCAGGCACGGCUCAGACGAGGCAGUCAAGAGGAGCAGACCAGGGAGGCCGUGUCUGAGGAGGUAUGUCCCAUGGAGGAAGGGGAGGAGCCGGAGGAGAGACUGGGGCGUGACUCCAUGAUGCUACUGAGGGGCCGUGUCCACGAGCUGGAGUCCAAGAUGGACAGCAUGAGGGACGAACUGGAGAGCAAACAGCUGGAGGGCGAUGUGGCCGGGCUGAAGGACAAAUACCAGCGUGACUUUGACAGCCUGAAGGCCACAUGUGAGCGUGGCUUUGCUGCGAUGGAGGAGACGCACCAGAAGGUGGUGGAGGACCUGCAGCGGCAGCACCAGCGGGAGAUCUGCAAGCUGCUGGAGGAGAGGGAGAGGCUGCUGGCCGAGGAGACGGCCGCCACCAUCGCAGCCAUUGAGGCGAUGAAGAACGCCCACCGGGAAGAGGUGGAGAAAACCCACCGCUCUCAGCUGAGUGGCGUCAGUGCAGAUAUCGACGAGCUGCGCUCACAGUACGAAGAGGAGCUGCAGUCCAUUCACCGGGAGCUGGAGGUGCUGUCUGAGCAGUACUCUCAGAAGUGUCUGGAGAACGCUCAUCUGGCCCAGGCCCUGCAGGCAGAGAGGCAGGCCCUGCAGCAGUGCCAGAGAGAGAACCAGGAGCUCCACACACACAAUCAGGAACUGAAUAACCGUCUAGCAGAGGAGAUCACACGUAUGAGGUCUUGCUUCAGCGGGGAAACUGCCACCUCGCCUCUCACACAGGGCAAGGACCUGUAUGAACUAGAGGUGCUGUUGCGCAUUAAAGAGUCAGAGAUUCAGUACCUCAAACAGGAGAUCAGCUCUCUGAAGGAUGAACUACAGACUGCUUUACGGGAUAAGAAGUAUGCAUCCGAUAAGUACAAGGGCAUCUAUACUGAGCUUAGCAUAGUGAGAGCUAAGGCAGACUGUGACAUCGGGAAGCUCCGGGAGAAGCUGCUGGCCGCCACCGAAGCCCUUGGGGAAAGGACUGCUGAUGGGUCAGCUGUUGCACCUGGUUAUGGGGUAUGUGUCUUUGAUGCAGACAUAAUGAAGUCCAAGAGUAAUCCUGAUUUCCUGAAAAAUGAGCGCGCCCGUUCCAGAGGGCUCAGGUCCAAGAGCUUAAAAGAAGGAUUGACCGUGCAGGAAAGAAUGAAGCUGUUUGAAGCAAAAGAUUCCAGAAAGAUCUGACUGAGAACUGUAUGCCCUGUGGCUUUGUCUAACGCUUACAUGCACUCACACAUGCACACACCCAAGCACACACACACCCAAGCACACACACACACACACACACACACACACACACACACACACACACACACACUGUCCCUUACUGUAACUGAGGUGUGAACUCUGCCUCUGCAAUCUGGGACUGACUGUCAUCUUUUUUGUAUGCAUGAGCAUCUGAACUUCAACAUUUUGUGCUGGCAUUGGAGGUAGAGGGAUGUGUGUGUAUAUGUGUCUAUGAGGACGUUGUGUGUGUGUGUGUGUGUGUGUGUGUGUGUGUGUGUGUGUGUGUGUGUCUGUGGUUUAAAUUGAUCUUACUUGUCUCAUUAACAGAUUGAUUUUAAGUGAUGACUUUGUUUUGUGUGUGUGUGAGUGUGUGUGGACACAAGUGUAUGUGUGUUGGCAGGGAAUGGAAAUGUUUAGGCUUUUGGUGGAGGAACUUUUCCAGUAAUAUCCCUUUGGCCUCUCCCAGCCAACUGUGUGCAAGAGGGUGUGUGUCGUUUUAUUUAUCCCAUACAGAAAUUAAUAAAGAUUUAAAAUGUUUAUUUAUACAUAGAGAGAGACUUAUAAAAAAUCUGCUGUCAUUAUAUCCUGUUCUGACAAUGAUGAUGAUGAUGAUGAUGUGCUGGGUUUUAAAGUGAUAAAGUGCUUUUGUGUUUGUGUGUAGGAGAGCUGUUCUUGUUCGUGUGUGUGUAAGUAAAAAUGAGUGGUGCUCUGAGUGACUGGGUUGGCUCUCUGCUCUACUGGAACCGAACGGAUUCAUACACAAUGUGAUUUAUUUGCUAUUUGCUACGUAUUAUUAUUAUUAUUAUUAUUAUUAUUAUGAAAGUAUUUGAUAACUGUGGUGUUUUUGUAUGGGCUCUUUGUGUGGAUGGUAUAGAUGAUGCUGGGUUAUCAUAUUAUCCUCAAUGGUGUUAUUCCCCCCCACCCACCCCUUUCGCUCAACCCAACCCACAUGCCUCACACCCAGUAUUGAACGUGAGUGAAGGCUAGGAUUUGCUGUAGUGUUUGUGCAGAUCGUGCAGAGGAGCUCCCACUGACCGGAGGUUGCACCCCAAUACCCUCCCACUGACCGGAGGUUGUACCCCAAUACUCUCCCACUGACCUGAGGUUGUACCCCAAUACCCUCCCACUCUUGCUAACCAAGCUUUUGAAAUGGCAUGAGGUGCAAUGGCAUUUAAUUUUGGUACAGUGAUGGCUCAGGGCGCUUAGUGUUGCAUUCAAUAUUUCAAUUUGAUCUAUUUAUUUUGGGGGAGGAGGGUCCAUUCAAAUCUGCACAGCACCCUCAUGCUCCCUGUGCUGCAUGCUCCAUCAUGGCCGCCAUGGGGAGGAUACUUGGCUCCCCAGAGGAGUCAGGAGGGGAGAAGUUCAUUUGGAAAGGGAUUCACAUGAUCUCAUGAUUCACAGCAGCUGAUUCUCAUGAUUGACAGCAGCUACCACAUCAUACUGUACAGUGCUAUACACUCUUGCCUUGUAAAUAACUGGUUCACAGAAAACGAGUUUAGCUUUGUUUGGUUUUACGUCCUCUCCUCGCCUACCUGCUCUCCAUGUUUAUGAAUAUUUUUUAUUUUGGUUUUGAAUGUAAUGUCCUCAAUAAAUGAACUGUUUCUGAGA
Clupea harengus (Atlantic herring) is the source of this 10247-nucleotide messenger RNA. It is a transcript of the gene mpripa, whose product is annotated as myosin phosphatase Rho interacting protein a. Gene Ontology annotation, cellular component: actin cytoskeleton. NCBI's taxonomy places the organism in Eukaryota, Metazoa, Chordata, Actinopteri, Clupeiformes, Clupeidae. Gene Ontology annotation, molecular function: actin filament binding. The record is from RefSeq and is a predicted model, not a curated record.